Doryrhamphus excisus (bluestripe pipefish) is the source of this 866-nucleotide messenger RNA. RefSeq names its product mitochondrial ribosomal protein L11 (gene mrpl11). NCBI's taxonomy places the organism in Eukaryota, Metazoa, Chordata, Actinopteri, Syngnathiformes, Syngnathidae. Gene Ontology annotation, cellular component: mitochondrial large ribosomal subunit; ribosome. The record is from RefSeq and is a predicted model, not a curated record. Gene Ontology annotation, molecular function: large ribosomal subunit rRNA binding; structural constituent of ribosome. Gene Ontology annotation, biological process: translation.
CUCCAGGCCGCCGGGUGGCGCUGCGGGGACGAGCAGCAGCAAAUAAACAAGCGUGGUAGAAACCAACAUGUCUGCGCCCUGAAGGGUAGCAACGCGAACGGCGACCAACGUUAGCGUAACCAGGCAGAGGCUCUCCAUCUCCAAGAUGUCCAAGAUCUCCAGGACAGCCAAGGCUGUGAAGAAGGUGGAUCCAGGCGGUGUGAUCCGGGCUAUCGUGAGGUCAGGACAAGCGGCUCCCGGCCCCCCGCUGGGCCCCAUCCUGGGACAGAGAGGCAUCCCCAUCGGCCAGUUCUGCAAGGACUUCAAUGAGAGAACCAAGGAGCUGAAGGAGGGCAUCCCUCUUCCGAUCAGGAUCAACGUGAAGCCCGACAGGACCUACGACCUUCACAUCGGCCAGCCCACGGUCUCCUACUUCCUCAAGCAAGCAGCCGGCAUCGCUAAAGGAGCGGGAAAGACAGGCCACGAAACAGCCGGGAUGGUGACGGUGAGAGCCGUGUACGAAAUCGCUCAGGUCAAAGGCCAGGACGAGUGCUUCAAAGUGAGGAACACGUCCAUGGAGAACGUGGUCAAGAGCAUCAUCGGAUCGGCCAAGUCGCUCGGCAUCAAGAUCGUCAAAGACCUCUCGGCAGACGAGUACAGAGUGUUCCUGGAGGAGAGGGAGGAGAAGUUGAAAGCCGACGCGGAGGCGGCAGCAGCGGCCGCAGCCGAAGCCGCCGGAAGCAAGAAGAGAUGAAGGCUGGAGUUCUUCAACAGUGUUGUAUGGGACUCUCCGUGGUGGCGCGUUACUGACACCUGGUGGUGAGGCCAAGUCCUGCACCACUUGCUAAUUCCUGGACUUGUUUCUUCCGUGGAAUAAACACUUCCGU